Molecule: messenger RNA, 3034 nt
Organism: Belonocnema kinseyi
Lineage: Eukaryota; Metazoa; Arthropoda; Insecta; Hymenoptera; Cynipidae
Gene: alpha-Man-Ia
Product: mannosyl-oligosaccharide 1,2-alpha-mannosidase IA-like
Exons: 11
Coding region: 813-2546 (577 amino acids)
Biological process (GO): carbohydrate metabolic process; N-glycan processing
Cellular component (GO): endoplasmic reticulum; Golgi membrane
Molecular function (GO): mannosyl-oligosaccharide 1,2-alpha-mannosidase activity; calcium ion binding
Source: RefSeq, a predicted model, not a curated record
AAAAAACUCAACCCACGCGUGUGUGAAAGUCGUGAAAAAAUUCCCUUCAUUAUUUAUUACUUAAUUAAUUAAUUUAACAGAGAGUUUACUGUAGUCACCAAUAAUCCUUUGUACCUAUAAUCAAGGUCGUAAGGAUCUGGAUUGAUCUGACAAUCGUGAGUGAAGUGAAUUUGUGUAAAAAUCUUUCCAACAUAUUUUUAAAAAAUCGAGAAGAAAAGUUGAGGGCAAAGGUUUAGGAGCAAGUGUCCUGAAGGCGAUCACAGCUGAAGGAGAGAGAAAGAGAGGGAAAAAGUGCAAAUAAAAUACAGGAGAUUCGACACCCAACUCUGUCGGACAGGAGGGGCCUGGACUCGAAAUAUAGGCAUUCCAGGGUCGUUGUAUGUACGCAUACAUUAUUGUUAAGCCGGCAGCAGGUGCUACGAGAAAACCUCAGACCCUUCCCAAGUUGAACCGAUUGGAUUGUGGCCCACCCAUUGUGUCGAUACUUUAAUGUGUUGUGAUAAAAGCUGUGAUAUUGUGCAAUUUGAGGUUAUUAGACUGACGAUUAAUACGCUUGGACAUCGCUCUUUGCAGAAAUAGCAAAACUUAACGUCAAAUUGUUGAAACGUCGAACCAGGCCAUUGGAGACAAGCGUCGAUGAAACGGAACCACAAAACGGACGUAACUUGAGGACUCGUGUCAACUGUUGUUGGACAACUAUCGAGUUCUCGUGUCGAUCUGGCCACGAGUAACAGGUGGUUAACAACGUCGUCAAUACGAGCGAAGCAUCAGGGAAUCUCGACUUCCGGAAGUAGCUCAAGUACCUGACCGAGAUGAGGCUCAUGCAGAGAUUGGCCAUCAGCGGACUAUUGUCCGUUAUGCUGAUCGUCCUCUUGACAGGAGCAUUUGUAACCAGGCGUGACCUGGCGAGCGUCGUUGACCGAGGCGUUGGUCCCGAGGAACGAUCUGAACAGGCAAAUCCUGCCUGGGUCCACGACAACGUUGUUCCGGAUCCAGAAUCACAAAAAAAUGAUGAAAAAGAACGAGCUGUACCGAUUUCUGUGGUCAACCCUAGACAUAGACCACAUGAAUCGGAGCCAUCAGCAGUUGGUCCACCACCUGUUCCACUUCCAGGAGCUUACAUCGUUCGUCCACCAAAUCCUCCUCUGGACGAUGUCACUCAUCAACGAAGAGAAAAAGUCAAAGAGAUGAUGAAACAUGGCUGGGACAACUACGUCAGGUAUGCCUGGGGAAAGAACGAACUGAGACCGAUUUCAAAGAGGGGACACAGUGCCAGCAUUUUUGGUGCUUCUACGAUGGGUGCAACCAUUGUUGAUGGUUUGGACACCCUUUAUAUCAUGGGUCUUCAUGAUGAGUUCAAACAGGGACGUGACUGGAUCGCCCAAAAUCUGGAUUUCGAUAUCAAUUCCGAAAUAUCGCUUUUCGAGACAAACAUUCGUUUUUUGGGAAGUCUUUUGGCCUGCUAUGCACUUACGGGAGAUGUGAUGUUCCGAGAUAAGGCAGCGCAGCUCGGUGAGCGGAUGUUACCUGCCUUCCAGACAGAAACAGGAAUUCCUCAUUCCCUCAUCAACCUUAGAACAGGGGCUAGUAAAAACUAUGGAUGGGCAAGUAGCGGUUGCAGUAUUUUAUCAGAAAUCGGAACAAUGCAUCUCGAAUUUGCGUACCUAAGCGAGAUCACUGGAAAUCCGGUUUUUAAAAACAAAGUCGAAAAUGUUCGAAGGACGUUGAAGAACAUGGAAAAACCAAAGGGUCUUUAUCCUAACUACAUUCACCCGAAAACUGGCAAAUGGGGUCAACAUCACAUGUCGUUGGGAGGCUUGGGCGACAGUUUUUAUGAAUAUCUUCUGAAGGCUUGGAUUCAGUCUGGAAAAGAAGACAUGGAAGCUAGGGAAAUGUAUGAUGAUGCGAUGAGUGCUGUUGUUCAGCAUAUGAUCGUUAAAUCUCCAGGAGGACUGCUUUAUCUAUCUGAUCUGAAAUACGAAAGAUUAGAGCACAAGAUGGGUCAUUUGGCCUGCUUUGCUGGCGGAAUGUUUGCAUUGGGUGCAAAAAGUCAAGAAAACGAUGUAAGCAAUCACUAUAUGGAUAUCGCAGCAGGUUUAACAAAUACGUGUCACGAAUCCUACGAUCGUAGUGUGACGAAACUGGGACCAGAAGCUUUCCAUUUUAUUGAAGGAAACGAAGCGAGAAGUUUGAAGAACGGCGAGAAGUAUUAUAUCCUGCGACCUGAGACUUUCGAGUCGUACUUCAUUAUGUGGCGAUUGACGAAGGACCCCAAGUACAGAGAAUGGGGUUGGGAUGCAGUUCAGGCGCUGGAAAAACAUUGUAGAGUUCCUGGAGGUUUUACAGGACUUCUCAACGUCUAUUUGGCAGAUUCGCCAAAGGACGACGUCCAGCAAAGUUACUUCUUCGCUGAAACGCUCAAGUACCUCUACCUUCUCUUCAGCGAUGACGACCUAAUAAGUUUGGACGAUUGGGUUUUCAACUCCGAGGCGCACAUUCUUCCAAUUCGGGGGAAUCCCCUUUUCCGCCAGGCGCCUUCGUUAUAAGCCUAAUGUCAAUUUAGGCACUUCUCGAUAGUAUCAAUUGCCACCUGGACGACUAAAGAUUCCCCAGAUUUUUUCCGAGUCGCUUUUUCCUUUCAAUUCGAAAGGAAAAUGAAAAAAUCGUCAAUUUGAAGGGACUGAAGCUACCAGUCCGGACUCGGAUUUCAUUGGUCAAUCAAGAGAAACGAGCAGCGACUCACAACAGUACCAGACAUAAAAUUGAUCUGGUAAAAUAACCAAUAACUACUCUUAAGUGGACGGACUCUAAAGGUCGUUAUUUAAGUCUACAUUGUACAUAGCGAGAGAGAAAGAGAGAGGAGAGAGAGUUUCAAAAGUGUGAGUGAUUCGUCCUCUUUGCCACCGACCUCUUUCUAUAUUUAAACAAAUUCCUGUUUCGAGAUUCAAAGAAAAAUAGUUCGUAUUUUAUAGACUUCGUGUUUGUGCUAUGGUCGAUGGCUCGCUUUCAUACAUUUUUCAAAAAAAAAAAAAAA